This is a messenger RNA of Penicillium salamii, 738 nucleotides long. NCBI's taxonomy places the organism in Eukaryota, Fungi, Ascomycota, Eurotiomycetes, Eurotiales, Aspergillaceae. The record is from the annotation of a GenBank genome assembly.
AUGUCCACCGUUCCUCCUCCUACCGCUGACCAGGACUACAAGUCCACCCUGCUCCCUCUGCUCAUCUCCAACAAUGUGCUUUCCUUCGGCUCCUACACCCUCAAGUCCGGCCGUGAUUCGCCUUAUUUCUUCACCUCGUCUCUCCUUCACACCGCUCCACUGUUGCGCGCUACUUCAGCCGCUUACGCCAGCGUUCUGUCUGCCGAGCCCUUUGUGAGCACCAGCGCCGACGGCACCGCGAAGCCCAACUUUGACAUCAUCUUCGGCCCCGCAUACAAGGGAAUCCCCAUCUGCGGCUCCGUCACCAACGAGCUGGCUGUGCGCGACUCUCUGUCCGGCAAGAACACCUGGGACAAUGUCAGCUACUCCUUCAACCGCAAGGAAGCCAAGGCUCACGGCGAGGGCGGUAACAUUGUCGGUGCCCCUCUGAAGGGCAAGCGCGUGGUCAUCGUCGACGAUGUCAUCACUGCCGGUACCGCUAUCCGUGAGGCUGUCAGCAUCAUCGAGAAGGAGGGCGGCAUCGUCUCUGGUAUCGUUGUCCUGUUGGAUCGGGAGGAGCGUGUCAGCGACACCGAGGUCAAGAGCGCCAUUGGCGUCGCUCAACGUGACCUCGGCGGCAAGAUCCCCAUUCGCUCUGUCAUUGGUCUCCACGAUCUCAUCGAGAAGCUGGGUGAUAAAAUUGGCGCUGAGAACAUUCAGCGUUUGAAGGACUACCGUGAGCGUUACGGUGCUCAGUAG